Messenger RNA from Myotis brandtii (Brandt's bat), 1730 nucleotides. RefSeq names its product leukocyte immunoglobulin-like receptor subfamily A member 6. The transcript is spliced from 7 exons. Gene Ontology annotation, molecular function: inhibitory MHC class I receptor activity. Bases 1 to 1407 code for a protein of 468 amino acids. Gene Ontology annotation, biological process: cytokine-mediated signaling pathway. NCBI's taxonomy places the organism in Eukaryota, Metazoa, Chordata, Mammalia, Chiroptera, Vespertilionidae. The record is from RefSeq and is a predicted model, not a curated record.
AUGACUGCCACCUCUACGGCCUUUCUCUGCCUUGAGCCCCUGCCCAAACCUACCAUCUGGGCGGCGCCAAGCGCUGUCAUCACUGCGGGGAGGCCCGUGAGCAUCUGGUGUCACGGGUCUCGGAAGGCGGACCGGUACCACCUGUACCAGAAGUGGGCCCCAGGGUCCUGGAGAAGUGCAUUCCCACAGGGACCCAGAGACAAGGCCGAGUUCCCCAUCCCACUCAUGACCCAAGGCCUCGCUGGGAGGUACCACUGCACGUAUGAGAGCCGAAGAGCCUCGUCCGCUCCCAGCGAGCCUCUGGACCUGGUGGUUACAGGAAUGUUUGACCCACCCACCCUCUCCGCCUUGCCAAGACCCGUCGUGACCUCCGGAGGGAGCGUGACCCUGCAGUGUGGCUCAUGGCAGGGGUUUGACUGGUUUUAUCUGUGUGACAAAGGACGGCAUGACCACUACCAACGUCUGGACUCACAGCCCCGAGAAGACGGGUGGUUCCAGGCCCUCUUUACCGUGGGCCCCGUGAGACCAACUCACUGGUGGACAUACAGGUGCUACGGUGUCUUCUCAGGUUCUCCUCAUGCGUGGUCUUCCUCGAGCAGCCUCGUGGAGCUUCUGAUCUCGGGUGAUUCUAGGAAACCGUCCCUCUCAGUCCUGCCAGGCCCCGUGGUGGCCCCUGGAGACACCCUGACCCUACGAUGUCAGUCUGAUGUCAACUAUGACAGAUUCGCUCUCUUCAAAAUGGGGGAACAUGACCUCCACCAGCAAUGUGGCUGGCAGCCCCAGGCUGGGCUCUCUCAGGCGGACUUCUCCCUGGGCCCGGUGAGUGGCUACCACGGGGGCCGGUACAGAUGCUACGGUGGAUACAACCUCUCCUCUGAGUGGUCAACCCCCAGUGACCCCGUGGACAUCCAGGUGACAGGUAAGGUGCCCGACACGCUUCCCGCUCUGUCAGCCCAGCCGGGCUCCACAGUGGCCCUAGGAGAGAAUGUGACCCUGCGGUGUCAGACUGGGAGUCUGUUUGACACGUUCCUCCUGUUCAAGGAAGGGGACGUUGGUCCUCCUCUGCACCUCAAGUCUCGGUACCAAGACGGGGUGUUUCAGGCAAACUUCCCCAUGAGUCCCGUGACCCUGGACCACGGGGGCACUUACAGGUGCUACGGGUCACUCAGCGGCACCCCCGUUCAGUUGUCGCGUCCCAGCAACCCCUUGGAGCUCAAGGUGGAAGGGGAUCCUGUUAAUAUCAUCCCAUCAGUGCAAACCCCAAAUUCCACAAGUGGACCCCAGGUCCCAGACUACACAGUGGAGAAUCACAUUGCUAUGGGCCUGUCUGGAUUGAUCCUGGUGGUACUAGGUGUGUUGGUGUUUCAGGCGUGGUACAGCGAGAGAAGGUCCCCAGGGGUAAACUGAAGAUGGAGCACACCCAUUCCUCAGGAAUUGUGACACAACCUGAGACCCAAACCACAGAGGCAAGGUUGUGAUGGCAAAGAAGGUACUGAAAGCUGGAGCCACAGGCUGUGUGAACUCUGUGCUGAGGACCUAAAGGAAAUGAAACAGUAUUGUUAGUGCCUGAGGCGAUGACAGUGGCUGGGAAUAUUCCUUGUGGGAGACUCCUCCACCAUGAACCUUGCCCUUGCAUUUCCCUCUCCUGUUUGGCUACUCUUAUUCCCCCAUCUCAAUGACCCAAUGCUACGUCCACAUGAAGAGAUUCUGUUCAUAACUCCACUCUGUCU